This is a messenger RNA of Drechmeria coniospora, 975 nucleotides long. RefSeq lists its product as uncharacterized. The record is from RefSeq and is a predicted model, not a curated record. NCBI's taxonomy places the organism in Eukaryota, Fungi, Ascomycota, Sordariomycetes, Hypocreales, Ophiocordycipitaceae. The transcript has a single exon. Bases 1 to 975 code for a protein of 324 amino acids.
AUGGACUCGGCUCCUCAGCUUGGUGGUCUCUUUGCCGGCGGCAUGCCCAAACUGAAAAAGCGAAGCGGAGGUGUCAGCACCGGCGCCACAUCCGACUCGUCCUAUCUCUCCGAUCCAGGAGAAUCUGGUCGACCAGUCCCGAGGCCUCCCGCAGCUGCGGCCCCGAAGCUGCCCUCGGCCGCACCUCCAGCCAUUCCGGGACGCGGCCCGCCGAUACCGCCGCCUGGAACGAGCGGCCUGAGGAAAUCGAGCGUACCAGUCAACGGAAAGGGACCUCCUCCACCGAUAGGGAAGAAGCCGCCCCCCCUUCCCACCUCUCGCAAGCCGUCGUCGACAGCAAAGCCUCCGUCCGGGGCGGCACCAUCCCUUCCCCUCCCACCGCCAUCCCCGGUUCCGACUCCUGCUGCUCCUCCGCCUCCGCCUCCGGCACCUGCGCCUGGCUUACCGUCGGCACCACCGCCUCCUCCGCCUCCGCCGGCAGCGCCCGCGAGGCCGUUACCUUCGCCUGCUCCCCGAUCGCAGCCUCCUCCGCCUCCGCCUCCCCCAGGCAACGCUGCUCCCUCGUUCGCUGCCCAAGCGGCGGCGAUUCGGGCAACCGAGCAUUCGUCGCCAAGCUCGGCUCCUCCGCCUCCGCCUCCUCACCCGAAUGCGGCCCCGCCGCCGCCUGCAUCGGUUCCGACCUCGCCGCCGCCGCCGCCACAGGCUCGCAGUCGCGGCUCGUCUCUUCGUCAGUCGCUGCUGGACCCCAGCAAUUUCACCUUGCCUGUGAACGGCGCCAAAUUGCCAGGCCAAACCCGCACGCCGUCUCACUCUCCGACCCCCAGCAGUGGUGGAGGCCGUACGAUCAUCCGGGAUUCAAGAUGGCAGUUCAAGGACGAGAACCUGAUGCCCAAGCCUCGAGACUUUGUCGGUGGGCCGAAAAAGUAUCGCGCCGGCAGAGGAAGCAGCGUGCCGUUGGACUUGAACGCACUGUAA